Molecule: messenger RNA, 2829 nt
Organism: Elaeis guineensis (African oil palm)
Lineage: Eukaryota; Viridiplantae; Streptophyta; Magnoliopsida; Arecales; Arecaceae
Source: RefSeq, a predicted model, not a curated record
UUUUACGAUCGAUCCGAUCAUAAAAAUUUUAUCCUCCAAAAGUAUAGAUAAUUUUCUCUUUUUCUUUCUUCGUCCGGUUCUACUCCAGCUCGUGCUGCCAUAUACAGUGGAAGCGCCCAAAGACCUGGCGAUAUCGGUUCGUUUUUAAUUCGGGGACUUUGUUUUGUGGGUGGUUUGAGGGGAGAUGGAGGGCUACGUGAACAAUAGGUUUGGCGGGGUGAAGGCGAAGAACUCGUUGGAGAAGGCGCUCUGGCGAUGGCGGAAGCUGUGCUACGGGGUGAAGAAACCCAAGCGGCGCUUCCGCUUCACCGCCAACCUCUCCAAGCGAUCCGAGGCCGAGGCCAUGAAACGCACAAACCUGGUGCUCUUCUUCUCCCUUCUUCGACCGCUUUUGGGUUUGGGGUUUAGAUUUGAAGCAUUCUGGAUCAUAUGUGAAGGAUCACUAGAUAAUUAGACACGAGGAGAGUUUGGUAGAUCUAACUAAAAAGAAGACAGAUGAAUCUUUCAUCAACUAGAACAAGAUCAUUUAUGUAUUACCUAAUGGCAGCAAUAAUUUAUUUUUGGCAAGAAUUGAUGGAAAUCGGACCAUUGUAUCAAGAAAAGUACUGGCCUGGCUUUGUUUGUUACCUCAGAGUGAACCUCGAAUGCGUCUUCACUGUUAAUUUUCUAGAUUGUGGUAGAACGUGCAUUCCUCCUUAUACAGAUAUGGAAUUUGUGAACUCUUAAUUAUUUUAUAAUACUGGUAAUAGGCUCCCCAAACAACUUUGGUUUCUCCUCUUUUCUAAAUUCUUUAAAAGCACCGAUCAUCCUUUUGAUUCACUUGAAUGUCCUCCCUCACCCUCCAAGUUCGUGCAACCAAAAACUGUGAUGGAUUCACCAACCAAAAUUCAAUUUCCUCAACCGUGUCAAAAAGCAUGCUGCUUCUUCACUGGUUACUGGAAAUCCGUUUGGAAAUUUUAGAUUUCUUUUAUUUUAUGAUAUUCGAUGGAAACACCAACAGCUCUUGCUGCAUUUUACAGGAUAGAUUGCGCAUUUGUAUUGUUGUUACCAAAGUUGCACUUCAGUUCAGACGGGGUGUCAAAGUACACAGUGAAAACGUUGUACCUGAUGAGGUUAAGGCAACUGGGUUUCAGAUUUGUGCUGCUGAGUUGGGAUCCAUUGUCGAAGGCCAUGAUGUAAAGAAGUUGAAGGUGCAUGCCGGUGUGGAUGGCAUUGCAGACAAGCCCUCCACAUCAUCAACUAAUGGGCUUACUCCUACUGAGGAUGCAUUGAAGUGCAGACAGGAGGUUUAUGGAGUAAAUAGGUUCACCGAAAGCAAUGGCAGAAGGGCCAUGGAAGAAGGGCAAUGGCAGAAAGGCAAAUUUAUCGGAAGUGGUACAUUUGGAAAUGUGUAUGAAGCCAUCAACAGGCACACUGGAGCUUUAUGUGCAAUGAAGGAAGUCAAUAUAAUUCCCGAUGACUCCAAGUCCGCUGAAUCUUUAAAACAGCUGAAGCAGGAAAUAAAAUUUCUGAGUCAAUUUAAGCAUCCAAAUAUUGUGCAGUAUUAUGGGAGUGAAAUUAUUGAGGAUCGGUUUUGCAUAUACUUAGAGUAUGUUCAUCCUGGUUCAAUCAAUAAGUAUGUCCAUCAGCAUGGUGCAGCUAUGACAGAAUCAGUGGUUCGCAAUUUCACUCAUCAUAUUCUUAAAGGGCUGGCUUACUUGCAUAGUAAAAAUAUAAUGCACAGGGAUAUCAAAGGUGCAAAUUUGCUUGUAGAUGUGAAUGGUGUGGUUAAGCUUGCUGAUUUUGGGAUGGCAAGACAUUGGAGUGAAGCAACAGCAGUACUUUCACUUAAGGGAACACCGUACUGGAUGGCUCCAGAGGUGGUGCAGGCUACAAUGAAUAAAGAUAUUGGUUAUAAUCUUUCUGUUGACAUAUGGAGUUUGGGUUGUACCAUUAUUGAGAUGUGUACAGGGGAACAUCCUUGGAGUGGUUUUGAAGGGGCUGCAGCUAUGUUCAUGGUCUUGCACAAAGACCUACCCAUUCCUGAAACAUUGUCCUCUGAGGGCAAGGACUUUCUUCAGCUUUGCUUUCGUAGGAAUCCAGCAGAAAGGCCAACUGCAAACCAGUUACUUGAACAUCCUUUUAUUCGGAACUUGCACCAUGACAACGCCCAUGGUUCCAUACAGGUGUUUGCAUGAACUAAUUUGGAUAGCAGAUACAAUUCAAGAGACAGAAUCACAUCAAAAAGUGACUCAUGCAUUAAUAGGAAGCAGUUAUCCAAAGGAUAAGCUAGUAGCGGUGAUGUUACCAUUGUGAGAUUCACUGUGUUGGAACACUCGAAUGCAAACUCAUCUAUGUAUGGUUUUGAAUAGCUUCUGAUUUUGGCUGGCUGUAUGUCCCCGAAGAUCAAAUAAGUGCUUUGAACAGAGGCUGGCAGCCACAUGACAUACGCCAUUUAAUUCUUUUAGGAACUGGGUUGUACAGUGGAGUUGUAUACCCCACGCCCCCUGAUUUUUCUCCCCUUCUCAGUGCUAGGUCAUAUAACUACGAUGGUACAGGAGGUUAUGUAUCUGCGGAAUCAGCUGCGCUCAAUCUGGUUACUCUUUAUAUACUUGGAUGGGGGAAAUAGGAAGCUGGAUGUUGUACACUACUGUUGCAUGGCAGAACUUCAUCAGGGGCUGAAGUUCUAUAUGCAGGGACUUACGGAUGACAUUGAUGUGCAUGAUAUAGUUUACAGAAAUGAAAUUUGGUUGUAGAUAUUCUUUGCUCUCUGAAUGUGUAUGUUCUUUGUGAACUAUUAUUUGGCUAAUUAAUACCAGGAAAUUGAGGUGCAUCGGUCACCAAUACAAA